UGGGAAGUCUCGCUUGUGGUCACCGGCUCAGGGGCGGUGGCGGUAGGGACGGCCCCCGGCGUUUUGUGACCGCCCCGCUCCACCCUGCCUGCUUCCCCUAGUUCUCUCCCGGCUGGCGGCGACCGGCCACAGCUGCAGCGGGCUCGUGGCGUGCGGCCUGGAAUUUUCCUGACUCCUUGAACAUGAGCCCCACACAAUGGGACUUCCCUGUGGAAUUAUGUUGUCGGCCUAUGGCUUUUGUUACUCUCACGGGCCUGGAUGUGGUUUAUAAUGCUGUCCAUCGAGCUGUCUGGGAUGCUUUCUGUGCCAAUCGGAGGGCUGAUCGGGUACCGAUUUCUUUCAAGGUGCUCCCAGGUGACCAUGAGUAUCCCAAAUGUAGACCCAAGAGAACUUCGUAUGAAUGGUACAUUCCCAAAGGGAUCCUGAAGACAGGCUGGAUGAAUAAGCAUCUGAAUCUGGUGCCAGCCCUGGUGGUCGUGUUCUACGAACUGGACUGGGAUGAGCCCCAGUGGAAAGAAAAGCAGUCUGAGUGCGCGACCAGAGUGGAAAUAGUUAGGCAGAGUUUACAAGGGAGAAACACAAAAGUUGCAGUGGUUCUGAUUCAGAAGAAAACCCCUUUGCCCCCAGGAGAAGAUGUCAUUGCUUCAGAAAGGGCUGCAGCCUUGUGCAAUGCGUGUGAACUCUCGGGGAAGUCUUUGUUUGUACUGCCCCAUACGGACCACCUUGUGGGUUAUAUUAUAAGAUUAGAAAACGCCUUUUAUGAACAUGCACAGACUUAUUACUACACUGAAAUUAGAAGAGUGAAAUCUCAUAAAGAAUUUUUGAAUAAAACAACACACCAGCUUUUAUUUGUUAGACAUCAGUUCAAAAUAGCUUUCUUCAGUGAGUUGAAACAAGAUACACAAAAUGCUCUGAAGAAUUACAGGACCGCCUAUAAUCUUGUACAUGAAUUGAGAGCCCAUGAAACUAAUAUUCUGGAAAUUAAGACCAUGGCAGGAUUUAUAAACUACAAGAUCUGUAGGCUGUGUUUUCAGCACAACACCCCACUGGAUGCAAUUGCUCAGUUCCGAAAGCACAUCGACUUGUGUAAGAAAAAAAUCGGAAGUGCAGAGUUGUCUUUUGAGCAUGCUGCAUGGAUGUCUAAACAAUUCCAGGCCUUUGGAGAUUUAUUUGAUGAAGCUAUCAAGUUGGGGUUGACAGCUAUUCAAACUCAGAAUCCUGGUUUCUAUUACCAGCAGGCAGCAUACUAUGCCCAGGAGCGGAAACAGCUUACGAAAACCCUCUGUAACCACGAAGCUUCUAUAACGUACCCCAGUCCUGAUCCCUUAGAAACGCAAACAGGACUUCUUGACUUCUACGGACAACGAUCCUGGCGACAAGGAAUACUAAGUUUUGAUCUUUCUGAUCCCGAAAAAGAGAAGGUGGGGAUUCUUGCCAUUCAGCUGAAGGAGAGAAGUGUUGUUCACUCUGAAAUAAUAAUAACUCUUCUGAGCAAUGCUGUUGCGCAAUUUAAGAAAUAUAAGUGUCCAAGAAUGAAAAGUCAUCUGAUGGUUCAAAUGGGAGAGGAAUAUUAUUAUGCAAAGGAUUAUACCAAAGCUUUGAAGUUGCUGGAUUAUGUGAUGUGUGAUUAUCGGAGUGAAGGAUGGUGGACCCUGCUCACGUCUAUACUGACCACAGCUCUGAAGUGUUCCUACCUCAUGGCCCAACUGAAAGAUUACAUCACUUAUUCCCUAGAACUCCUUGGAAGAGGUUCAACUCUGAAAGAUGACCAGAAAUCUCGGAUAGAAAAAAACCUCAUAAAUGUCUUAAUGAAUGAAAGUCCUGAUCCUGAACCUGACUGUGAUAUAUUAGCUGUGAAAACUGCUCAGAAGCUGUGGGCGGACCGAAUUUCUCUGGCCGGCAACAAUCUUUUCACAAUAGGUGUACAGGACUUUGUGCCAUUUGUGCAAUGCAAAGCCAAGUUCCACGCCCCAAGUUUUCAUGUCGAUGUUCCCGUGCAGUUCGAUAUUUAUCUGAAGGCUGAUUGUCCACAUCCCAUUAGGUUUUCUAAGCUCUGUGUCAGCUUUAAUAAUCAGGAAUACAACCAGUUCUGUGUAAUCGAAGACGCAUCCAAAGCAAGUGACGUUUUAGAAAAUUUGACUCAGGGAAAGAUGUGCUUAGUUCCUGGUAAAACAAGGAAGUUUUUAUUUAAAUUUGUGGCAAAAACUGAAGAUGUGGGAAAGAAAAUUGAGAUCACAUCCUUGGAUCUGGUUCUGGGCAACGAGGCAGGAAGAUGCGUGGUCUUGAAUUGGCAGGGAGGAGGAGGAGAUGCUGCUUCCACCCAGGAAGCCUUACAGGCCUCCCGUUCUUUCAAAAGAAGGCCCCGGCUCCGCGACAGCGAGGUUCACUGGGACAGCAUAGUGAUCCAGGCGAGCACCAUGAUCAUUUCCAGAGUUCCAAACAUUUCUGUCCAUCUGCGACAUGACCCUCCUGCCCUGACUAACGAAAUGUACUGUUUGGUUGUGACUGUGCAGUCCCACGAGAAGACCCCCAUCAGAGACGUGAAGCUCACUGCUGGUUUAAAACCCGGACAGGAUGCCAAUUUAACUCAGAAAACUCACGUGACUCUUCAUGGAACAGAACUGUGUGAUGAGUCCUACCCGGCUCUACUCACGGACAUUCCUGUCGGAGACCUGCAUCCCGGGGAGCAGCUGGAAAAAAUGUUAUAUGUUCGCUGUGGAACAGUGGGCUCAAGAAUGUUUCUUGUGUAUGUUUCUUACCUGAUCAAUACAACUAUUGAAGAAAAAGAAAUUGUUUGCAAGUGUCACAAGGAUGAAACUGUAACAAUAGAAACCGUCUUUCCAUUUGACGUUGCAGUUAAAUUUGUUUCUACAAAGUUUGAGCACCUGGAAAGGGUUUAUGCCGACAUCCCUUUCCUGCUGAUGACGGACCUGUUGAGUGCCUCCCCCUGGGCCCUCACCAUCGUCUGCAGUGAGCUGCAGCUUGCUCCUUGCAUGACGCCCGUGGACCAGCUGGAGUCCCAGGUGGCCGGCGUUGUCUUACAGACUACAGAGAGCGCCAGUGAAUGCUUUUGCCUUCGUUGCCCAUCUGUUGGAAAUGUUGAAGGUGGAGUAGCAACUGGGCAUUAUAUUAUCUCCUGGAAGAGGACUUCAGCCAUGGACAACAUCCCUGUCGUCAGCACUGUCAUCACUCUGCCACACGUGAUUGUAGAAAAUAUCCCUCUCCAUGUGAAUGCAGAUCUGCCAUCAUUCGGGCGUGUCAGAGAGUCGUUACCAGUCAAGUAUCACCUCCAGAAUAAGACUGACUUAGUUCAAGAUGUGGAGAUUUCUGUGGAGCCCAGUGAUGCCUUCAUGUUCUCAGGUCUUAAACAGAUUCGAUUACGUAUCCUCCCUGGCACCGAACAGGAAAUGUUAUAUAAUUGCUACCCUCUGAUGGCCGGGUACCAGCAGCUGCCGUCUCUCAACAUCAACUUGCUCAGGUUUCCCAGCUUCACGAAUCAACUGCUCAGGCGUUUUAUACCCACCAGUAUUUUUGUAAAGCCCCAGGGCCGACUCAUGGACGACGCCUCCAUCGCUGCCGCGUGAUGUUCAGGACGGGCCUCGGCUGUUCUUACGGAGACGCUGCACAGAACUGUAUAAGUUUUUCAUGGUGAACUGUAGCUUGAUCAUGGUACAAGUUAAUCUUUGCUGGUUUUUAAUGGAUGUUAUACCAACUCUUCAGAGGAACUCAUGCUUAAAAUAUUAGGAAAAUCUAUCCUCUCUUAUAGUUUCACUAAUAAAUAUUUGAAAUCUGUCA
This is a messenger RNA of Eubalaena glacialis (North Atlantic right whale), 3795 nucleotides long. RefSeq names its product trafficking protein particle complex subunit 11 (gene TRAPPC11). Lineage: Eukaryota; Metazoa; Chordata; Mammalia; Artiodactyla; Balaenidae. The record is from RefSeq and is a predicted model, not a curated record. The coding region runs from base 183 to 3584 and encodes 1133 amino acids. The transcript is spliced from 30 exons.